AUAAAGAUCCUGCAGUCCAAUCCCCUGCCAUGCACAGGGACACCUCCAAUUAGACCCAGUUGUUUGAAAGUCCAAUCCCACCUAGCCCUGAACAGUUCUCUGGAUGGUGGCAUCCAAGCCUUCUCUGAGCAGCCUUUCUCAAUUGAAGUUGUGUUUGUAUCCAAAUUCUGUAACAGCAUCUUGUAACAAUAUCAGUGUCCAUUAAUUAAAAAAAAAACAAAAAACCAGGCCUAAAAUGUAGCUACUAUACUUCAGUCCUGAACCACAAAGCAUUGGGAAUAUAAACAGUGGUAUGCAGGUAAGUUAGUGUGAACGUGGAACUGCUGUUGAAGGUGUUGUGUGUGUGUGUGUCGCUCCACAUGACUGAUUUCUUUUAUGUGUUUGGUGGGACUCAGCUGGAUGAUGAUAGUGUACCAAAUUAAUACUGAGAUGAAGAUCACUGACUCCCUCACUCCUGUGAAAGGGAUACAGUUGGGUAUUUAUGAACUAUAACUUUUUUUUUUUUUUUAGUUGCAGAUUGAAAUAUCAUGGACAGAAAAUAGUUUGGAUGAUGUGUUUUGCCAGCAUAUCCCUGCAAUUUCAGUUUUAACAAUGGAUAAGUGUAAGCACGUAGGACGUCUGCGCCUGGCCCAAGAUCACUCCAUUCUCAAUCCUCAGAAAUGGCAUUGCAUGGACUGCAAUACUACGGAGUCCGUGUGGGCGUGCCUCAGCUGCUCUCAUGUGGCCUGUGGAAGAUACAUUGAAGAACACGCACUAAAGCACUUUCAGGAGAGCAGCCACCCAGUGGCGUUGGAAGUAAACGAGCUGUAUGUUUUCUGUUAUCUCUGCGACGAUUAUGUUCUCAAUGACAACGCAACUGGUGAUUUAAAACUCUUGCGGAGUACCUUAAGUGCAAUCAAGAGUCAAAACUAUGACUGCACUACUCGAAGUGGGAGGACUUUGCGUUCUAUGGGUACAAGUGAUGAUUCCUACCUUGCACACGGUGGUGCCCAAGCCAUGCUUCGGAAUGAAGAUAGGAUGUUCACAGCUCUCUGGCACCGACGGCGUGCGGUCCUUGGCAAAGUGUUCAGAUCGUGGCUUGAGUUGACACCUACUGGAAAAAGGAUUUUGGAAGAAGAAAGACGUCAAGAAGAAGCAGAGCUAAAAAAGGACAAAGCUAGGAAGAGAAGACAAGAACGAAAGCGUGAGCUGAAAGCAGAGAUGGAAAAGAUGCCUCCAAGAAAGAGCAGUCGUUUACAAAAUCAGAUUAGAAUGUACUCAAAACCAGAGCCCCGCCCUCAAAAAACAUCACAGAGCAUGGCAUUUUUGGCAGAGUUGAAAGAAACAUAUACCUCAGAAGAACUGAGAUUGAAAAAAAUAAGUGACUCUCCAAUUAAACGAAGGCCUACGGUGACUCCUGGAGUAACAGGACUGAGAAAUCUGGGAAACACGUGCUAUAUGAAUUCUGUCCUGCAGGUAUUAAGUCACUUACUUAUUUUUCGAGAAUGCUUUUUAAAGCUUGAUCUCAACCAAACUCAGGAACUGCUGGCAACAGCAACCAGUGGUAAAACAAGAUCUUCAUCUAAACACCUGUCAAUAGCUGCCUCAGCAUUACGCGUGAACGAGAACCAAGAGAAAGUAAAGGGAUCAUACUCAAUGAGGCGGCCUAGUUUAUCCUCUGGAUUAAGUGGAGGAGCAUCAAAAAGUAUGGAACUUAUUCAGCCCAGGGAGCCCAGUUCAAAGCAUAUUUCUCUCUGUCAUGAGUUGCAUACUCUGUUCCAGGUUAUGUGGUCUGGCAAGUGGGCACUAGUGUCUCCUUUUGCCAUGCUUCAUUCUGUGUGGAGACUAAUUCCAGCCUUCAGAGGGUAUGCCCAACAAGAUGCUCAGGAAUUUCUCUGUGAACUUUUGGAUAAAGUACAGCAGGAACUGGAGACUACAGGGACCAGAUACCCAGCUCUCAUCCCUGCUUCUCAAAGAAAACUUAUAAAGCAGGUUUUGAAUGUGGUUAACAACAUUUUUCAUGGACAGCUAUUAAGUCAGGUUACAUGUCUCGCCUGUGACAAUAAAUCAAAUACCAUAGAACCUUUCUGGGACCUGUCCCUGGAAUUUCCCGAGAGGUAUCACUGCAAUGGCAAGGAGAUGUCGUCUCAGUAUCCAUGUCUGCUGACAGAAAUGCUGGCCAAGUUUACAGAAACUGAAGCUUUGGAAGGAAAGAUAUAUGCAUGUGAUCAGUGCAACACAAAACGAAGGAAGUUUUCUUCUAAACCAGUUAUACUCACAGAAGCUCAGAAGCAGCUUAUGGUGUGUCGGCUACCUCAGGUUCUCAGAUUACACCUUAAACGGUUUAGGUGGUCAGGACGCAAUCACCGUGAGAAGAUUGGUGUACAUGUUAGUUUUGAUCAAAUGCUAAACAUGGAGCCUUAUUGCUGCAGGGAAUCCCUCAAAUCUCUCCUGCCCGACUGCUUCAUCUAUGACUUGUCUGCUGUGGUAAUGCAUCACGGGAAAGGAUUUGGCUCAGGGCACUACACUGCCUACUGCUACAAUUCCGAAGGAGGAUUUUGGGUACACUGCAAUGAUUCAAAACUCAACAUGUGCACUAUGGAAGAAGUAUGCAAAGCUCAAGCCUACAUUUUGUUUUACAGCCAACGACUUACUCAGGCAAAUGGACAUGGUAGAGUCCCCUGUCCUAGCACAGCUGAAAGUCAGCAGCACACAGAAUUAGCUGGCUGUUCCACGGACAACAGUAGCAGCUAA
Messenger RNA from Cinclus cinclus, 2733 nucleotides. RefSeq names its product ubiquitin specific peptidase 44 (gene USP44). Gene Ontology annotation, cellular component: cytoplasm. Gene Ontology annotation, molecular function: zinc ion binding; cysteine-type deubiquitinase activity. Gene Ontology annotation, biological process: protein deubiquitination. The transcript is spliced from 5 exons. Bases 592 to 2733 code for a protein of 713 amino acids. The record is from RefSeq and is a predicted model, not a curated record. NCBI's taxonomy places the organism in Eukaryota, Metazoa, Chordata, Aves, Passeriformes, Cinclidae.